Molecule: messenger RNA, 1201 nt
Organism: Cebus imitator (Panamanian white-faced capuchin)
Lineage: Eukaryota; Metazoa; Chordata; Mammalia; Primates; Cebidae
Product: olfactory receptor 1052-like
Exons: 1
Biological process (GO): G protein-coupled receptor signaling pathway; sensory perception of smell
Cellular component (GO): membrane
Molecular function (GO): olfactory receptor activity; odorant binding; G protein-coupled receptor activity
Source: RefSeq, a predicted model, not a curated record
AUGGCUGAUGUUAAUUUUACAUUGGUUACUGAAUUUAUCCUUUUGGGACUGACAGGUCGUGUUGAACUGAAAAUGGCCCUCUUCAUGUUGUUCCUGUUGAUUUAUACCAUUUCCCUAGUGGGAAAUCUAGGAAUGCUCUUUCUAAUCUACAUAACUCCCAAACUCCACACACCCAUGUAUUAUUUCCUUAGCUGUCUGUCGUUUGUUGAUGCCUGCUAUUCGUCAGUUUUUGCACCCAAACUGCUGCUGAACUUCUUUGUUGAGUGGGAGACAAUCUCAUUCUCUGCAUGCAUUGUGCAGUAUUUUUUAUUUGUGUCUCUUCUUACCACUGAGGGCUUCUUGCUGGCCACAAUGGCCUAUGACCGUUACGUGGCCAUUGUGAACCCUUUACUUUAUACAGUGGCUAUGACCAAAACAGUUUGUAUUGUGGUCAUAUUUGGAUCGUGUGUGGGAGGUUUAAUCAACUAAUUGACACAUACAAUUGGCUUGCUGAAACUGUCUUUCUGUGGGCCAAAUGUCAUCAAUCACUUCUUCUGUGAUCUUCCCCCACUGUUGAAGCUCUCAUGUUCUGACACAUCCAUGAAUGAAUUGCUGCUUUUAAUCUUCUCCGGUGUUAUUGCCACGCUCACUUUUUUGACUGUGAUGAUCUCCUACAUCUUUAUUGUUGCUGCUAUCCUGAGGAUCCGCUCAGCAUCAGGUAGACAGAAAGCCUUCUCCACCUGCGCCUCUCACCUGACGGCUGUGACCUUAUUCUAUGGAUCGAUAAGCUUUAGUUACAUUCAACCAAGCUCCCAGUAUUCCUUAGAACAAGAAAAGGUGGUGUCUGUGUUUUAUACCCUGGUGAUUCCUAUGUUAAACCCAUUGAUUUACAGCCUAAGGAACAAGGAAGUGAAAGAAGCUGUGAAACGGGCUACAGAAAUGAAACAUUUUUCUUGUUAGUUUCAUAUUUCCACAUCCAAAACACAGACUACAAGCAGUGGUUUGUCUAAUGAUAUCUAUGAAGAUUUAGUAAAAUUUCAGUCCUACAGGAUACUUAAAUUUUAUUCAAUUGGAGUAUUGUGUUUUACAGUGGAAAAAAAAGACCAGAAAAGUGUGACAUAGGACACAUGGCUGGUUACUGUGUUCACUAACCUAAAAACCAGGCUAAGAUCUAAGGUAGUUAUCUCUAGGCAAUUGAUUACAUUUUCCUUCCUUUAUAUGA